This is a messenger RNA of Phacochoerus africanus (Common warthog), 2183 nucleotides long. RefSeq names its product serpin family B member 1 (gene SERPINB1). Gene Ontology annotation, biological process: negative regulation of endopeptidase activity. The transcript has 7 exons. Gene Ontology annotation, molecular function: serine-type endopeptidase inhibitor activity. Lineage: Eukaryota; Metazoa; Chordata; Mammalia; Artiodactyla; Suidae. The record is from RefSeq and is a predicted model, not a curated record. The coding region runs from base 92 to 1228 and encodes 378 amino acids.
GGCCACGCCCUCCCUCCUGCCGCUAUAAAGUCCGCGCGCCGCGCUCUCCCGCACCUCGCGUCCCGCCCCGGCGGCUGAGCUGCGCUUCGCCAUGGAGCAGCUGAGCGCGGCCAACACCCGCUUCGCCUUGGACCUGUUCCGCGCCCUGAAUGAGAGCAAUCCUGCUGGAAACAUCUUCAUCUCCCCCUUCAGCAUUUCAUCAGCACUGGCCAUGAUCCUUCUGGGGACCAGAGGCAACACAGAGGCCCAGAUGUCCAAGGCUCUCCAUUUCGACACUGUCAAGGACAUUCAUUCACGAUUUCAGAGUCUGAAUGCGGAUAUCAACAAGCGGGGAGCGUCCUAUAUCCUGAAACUCGCUAAUAGGUUAUUUGGCGAAAAAACCUAUCACUUCCUCCCCGAAUUCUUAGCUUCGACUCAGAAAACCUACGGGGCUGAACUGGCCAGCGUGGACUUUCUGCAGGCCUCGGAAGAGGCCCGGAAGGCGAUAAACGAGUGGGUCAAAGAGCAGACGGAAGGGAAAAUUCCAGAGCUGCUGGCAUCAGGUGUGGUUGAUAGCACCACUAAACUGGUGCUGGUGAAUGCCAUCUAUUUCAAAGGCAGCUGGCAGGAGAAGUUCAUGACAGAGGCCACGAAGGAUGCCCCGUUCAGGCUGAAUAAGAAAGACAGCAAGAUGGUGAAAAUGAUGUAUCAGAAGAAGAAGUUCCCAUUCGGCUACAUCAAGGAGCUCAAGUGCCGGGUGCUGGAACUGCCUUAUCAGGGCAAGGACCUCAGCAUGGUCAUCCUGCUGCCGGACAGCAUCGAGGACGAGGCCACGGGUCUGAGGAAGAUUGAGCAACACCUGACCCUGGAGAAGCUGCGUGAGUGGACCAAACCUGAGAAUCUGGACCUCCUGGAGGUCAAUGUCCACCUGCCCAGGUUCAGGCUGGAGGAGAGCUACGACCUCAACGCCCCGCUGGCCCGCCUGGGCGUGCAGGAUCUCUUUGGCAGCAGGGCUGACCUGACUGGCAUGUCAGAAGCCCGCGACCUCUUCAUAUCCAAGGUGGUCCACAAGUCUUUCGUGGAAGUGAACGAGGAGGGCACAGAGGCGGCCGCUGCCACCGCGGGCAUCGCUGUCUUCGCCAUGCUGAUGCCAGAGGAGGAUUUCGUCGCUGACCACCCGUUCAUUUUCUUCAUCCGGCACAAUCCCUCCUCCAACAUCCUCUUCCUCGGCCGCCUCUCUUCCCCGUAGAGGCGAGAUGCAAGGUCGCGCUUAGGGCUCCCCCGACCUUUUCAUGGCGACCCUUCUCAUCUGUCUUUACCAAUACCCCUCCUCCUCUCCAAAAACAAAUCUUUUAACCUCCUUUGUAAGCUCAGAUCUGUUGGCUGUUUACACCCGUUAACUUGGCAUGGGCACCUGUUCUCCUUUUUUCUGUACUGAAAAAAUGAACCCAGCAUCGGGUUAGAGAAAGGAAGAAAUCAUCAGAUGUGUAGAUUCUUGAUGAUGUAGCGACCUGAGCAGUUGCUCUGCUUUCCUGAGAGGCAAGUGGAACAUGCUCACACGGUCACCUGUCUUACAAACAGACUUCUGGAGGCCCUCAGCGAGACACACCCAGAUUGUUGGAGGGAGGCUUAAAAGAGGAUAUUCUAUUGAAAUACAGGAGCGGCCCAAUGAAGGGCCCGGGCUGUGCGGACAGACUUGCCUUGGCAAUGUCCCCGACCCCGUGCGCUGCAGGCCUGGCGUCCCAUUUCAGCCCUUUGGGUGUCACACUCUCGAAGGGCUGCCUGGCGAUAACCUGACCUCCCUUUUCUGCUCUCCUUGGUCCUUCCUGCUUGAGUUGGGGUCGGGUCACAGGGAAUCAAGCAGCAGGUGUCUGUCGUAUCAUGAAAGGUGCCAAGGAGUGACAAAAAGCAGAGCGUCACAGGAGAGACCGUUAAGCAAAGAGGUGGAGCAGAGAGCCCGCCGCGAAUGGCUUCUCCUGAGAUUUCCGAUCAAGGCUCUUCACAGCUGGCAUCUGGUACAGAUUUUUAUGGCAAUGACAUGGAUUAAUGCAAUGCUGUGGUGGGAGAUCGCUGGGGGCGGGUGUGUCUUUGAUUCAAAGAAACCUUUGUCAAUAUGCUCCUUGGAACGGGGCCUGACGUGCUGCAUUUUCUUGCUCCCACAAAGCUCAUGGGCCAGUUAAUAAAGUUUCCUAAGAUUCUGCAAA